GAGAUGCUUCUAAACAACUUGCAGAAAUGAAACUUAAAUUACAAGAGAUGGAAAGAGAAAAAACCGCUUUGGAUGGAGCUUUUGGACGGUCUGAAACCCAAUUAAAGAGGUUUAAAACUAUUGCGGAACAAUCAGAAAGAGAAUCGGAAGAAUUAGAAAAGCAGAACAGACAACUGAAGAAAGAGCUGCGUGACAAGGAACAAUUACUUGAAGAAAGCAGGGAAACCAUCAACCAUUUGCAAUCUAGACUUGACAAAAUGCGCAAUACUAAAAGGCCAUUAUAAAAUAUUAAAAUAGUAUU
This is a messenger RNA of Meloidogyne enterolobii, 301 nucleotides long. The record is from the annotation of a GenBank genome assembly. NCBI's taxonomy places the organism in Eukaryota, Metazoa, Nematoda, Chromadorea, Rhabditida, Meloidogynidae.